Messenger RNA from Desarmillaria tabescens, 1838 nucleotides. Its product is annotated as alpha beta-hydrolase. NCBI's taxonomy places the organism in Eukaryota, Fungi, Basidiomycota, Agaricomycetes, Agaricales, Physalacriaceae. Bases 135 to 1706 code for a protein of 523 amino acids. The transcript is spliced from 6 exons. The record is from RefSeq and is a predicted model, not a curated record.
ACGAAAACAAUUGGUCAACAGCACCCAUUCCUUGCCGACAUCUUUCCGUUUCUCUUUAUUGUUGGAGAAUGGCCUUAUCCAACUAGAGAGCACCUUCAUUAUCGUCUUCCUCAUAAAGUCCUCCACCCGAGCCGAUGGGUCCAUAUUUCUGGCUCUUAGUGGUCAGCGGGUUGCUCGCCUGGGCCAGUUCCGUAUCAGGCGGUUUUCCCCACCAUCAACACGAGGAGACACCGUUGGGAACCGCAGAGGGCGUCGUAAACGGUAGUGCGGUCAGAUUCUCAGUCAAAUACGCGUCUGCAGAAAGAUGGAAAGAGUCUGAGGUUGUCUCAACAUGGUCGUUGCCAAAUGGAUUCACUGAUGCUAACAAGAUGCCUCUUGCCUGUCCUCAAGACACGUUGGACGCGUCGGCGUACUCCGAGGAUUGCUUGUCCAUGGUGCUGUAUGUUCCCAGGAAUCUCCUUGUAUCAGGAUGCAAUGAUGCUCCAACGUUUAUGUGGAUCCAUGGAGGCUCAUUCACCGAAGGAUUCGCCAGUGACUACGGUUUGGAUGGUUCUAUACUUGCUGUCGCCACCAACUCCAUCGUCGCGGUCGUGCAGUACCGCCUGGGAGCUCUCGGAUUUAUGUCCCCGGACGGUAACACGAAUCUCGCUGUGAAGGACAUGAUCAAUGCCAUGAAAUUUCUCCAAACGAUAGUGCCAUCUUUCGGAGGACAUCCUUCCAAAAUUACACUCGCCGGUCAGAGCGCGGGUGCCAUGAUGGUUCGCACUCUGCUUGCUGUUCCUUCGGCGUCGUCACUGUUCCAGUCUGCAAUCAUACAGUCUGAUCCUAUGAACUACGGAUUCCUCAAUGUUUCUACUCAGCAGACUCUGCAGAGUUACUACAACCAGCUCAUCGUUUGCGACUCGGCAGAUUCCUCCUGUUGGGAUUCUCUAACUAUUGACGAGAUCCUAGAAGCACAGUCGAUCCUCUACAACAACGCAUCCGCCAUCAACGCAUCAGCGAGCUUCGUGAUACCCAUACGACCCGUACGGGAUAACACCCUUAUCACCACGCCACUCGACUCAACUGCCAAAUAUCCCACCGUCACAAAAUCCAUCCUCAUCACCUCCGUCCUUGAUGAAGCUGCGGCCACCAUCUACGACCUGUUUCCCGAUGUCGUACCCCAGACAUCAUUUGAUGCCGUCGUGUCUGAAUUGCUGGGGGCCGACAGAACUGCAACAGUCGCAUCGUCGAGUUACUACCAAUCGAACGCAUCUGACGCGCGUGAUCUCCUGGUGAAACUCGGGACGGAUUACGUAUGGAGAUGUCCUGAUUGGACAAUGGCACGAAAUUGGGCUGGUAACGGAGGCGCUGCGUAUGUGGGACUCUUCACUGUCGGUGCACACUAUUAUAGCAAUGCGAAUAUCCCGUUCUGUCAGGAAGACGGAGCGGUAUGCCACUCGGACGACAUUGAGAUUGUGUUCGGCACCGUAUCCAACCCUGACCAGGCGCAUACGAAACUGAUUUCUCAAAUUCAACAGCGGUAUAAAUCGUUUCUCUGCGCGGGGCAUCCCAACCCACCUGGCCUUCCAGAAUGGAGCGCAGCUGGGACCUCCAAAGUUCACGCAUAUAAUCUCGGUGGUUGUGGCAAAGUUAAGGUUGGAGCUUGCAAGCCUGCCUUUUGGGGUUCCGCCGUAGAAUACGACUACCAGGUCUAUGGACUCUGAUUGACACCACGGCUGAAGAUGAUUAUUGCUCAACCGCGUCGUAAUACGCGCAUGUUAUUGUCUACGAUUCUGUAUUAACACUUGGAUACCCAUCGCUUUCUUGUUUUCAAAAAUCCAGUCUCAUCAUAUAAU